AUGGCAUCUUCUUCAACUUCAUCCAUUCACAAGAGCAUCUUUAAGUACGAUGUAUUUUUGAGUUUUAGAGGUGAAGACACUCGUAAAACAUUCAUUGGUCAUCUUUAUGACGCUCUUAAGCGAGAAAGCAUUGAAACUUACAAGGACGACAUGGACCUCGAGAAAGGGAAAAAGAUCAGUAAAGAGCUCAUUCAAGCCAUCCAAGACUCGAGAUUCCAUGUCAUUGUUUUCUCCAAGAACUAUGCAUCUUCAUCGUGGUGCUUGGAUGAGCUUGUCAAGAUUAUGGAGUGCCAAAAGACGAUGAUUGGGCAUACUGUUUACCCAAUCUUCUAUGAUGUGGAACCCACUGAAGUCCGCAAACAAAGUGGGGAAUUUGGAAAAGCCUUUGCCAAAUAUGAAAAGGCCGAGGCUACUCAGAAAUGGAGAGAAGCUCUGGUAGAAGCGACAUCUUUCAGUGGCUGGGACUUAAUGACCAUUGCUGAUGGGCAAGAAGCUGAAUUUAUCAAAAAAGUUGUUAAAGAAAUUUCAAUUAAGCUACCUUCCAUCAGCACUGCUGAUUAUAACUUAGUAGGCAUGAGGACUCGGAUAGAUCACGUGGUUUCAUCUUUAAACACUUUUCGUGAUGAGUUUUGCAUGAUGGGAAUCGUGGGGGUGGGAGGUAGUGGAAAGACAACUUUGGCCAGAGCUGUUUUUGAUCAAAUAUGCAAUGAGUUCGAAGGUAGCAGCUUUGUUGAGAACGUUCGGGAAUGUUCAUUAGGUUUGAACUCAUUGCAACAACAAGUCCUUCGCAACGUGUUAAAGCAAGACGUUAUUGUAACUGGUCUUACAGACGGGAAAAUCAAGAUGAAAAGGCAUAUGCUAGGUAGAAAGGUUCUUGUUGUUCUAGAUGGUGUGGAUAAUAUAGACCAACUUGAGGCCUUAGCUGGUGAGCCUAAUUGGUUUAAGCGCGGAAGUAAAAUUAUCAUUACAACAAGAGACAAGCAAAUACUAGUAGCGCACAAAGUAGUGAAAGUUAUUCACGAUGUCAAUCUAUUAACACACGACGAAGCAAUUUGCCUCUUGAGUAGGCGUGCAUUUGGGACAGAGAUUCCGAUUCCAGGGUAUGAAAAGCUAUCAGCGAAAGUUGUAAGUAUUGCUGAUGGUCUUCCUUUGACGAUUACAACCGUGGGUUUGAAUCUCUAUGUAUGGAUAGAUACCUUAAAAGGACUAGAAAAAAUUCCAUUUGAUGGAACUCUACAAAAGUCACUGUUAAAAUCCAUCCAUGCAAAGGAAGAUCUCAAGGACAUAUUCCUAGAUGCUGCAUGCAUAUUGAAAGGUUGGAAGGAAGAUGAAGCAAUUAGAGUGCUUGAAAGCUAUGGAUUUAAUGAUAUACAUGGUUUGAGUGUUUUCUUUAAGGGAAAAUCUCUCGUAACUAUUUCUCAUGAUAAGAACUCGGGCAUGCACGAUCAUAUAGAAGAAAUGGGGGGGCACCCUGUUCGCCAUUUGUACCCUCAUGAUCCUGACAAGCAUAGCCGACUGUGGUAUAAGAAGAAAAUCAAUGAUACAUUGGCGAAUAAUCGGGAAAAGGGAAAUUUUAUUGGUAAGGGAGAGAAAACCAACACUUUUUCAUUUGUUAAGACGCAAAUCACAACAUUGGAUCUUAAUGGAUGCGAGGAUUUGUUAGAACUUCACUUGCCCCAUGAAUGUCCACAGCUCAAAACAUUGAAUCUUGAGGGAUGUAGGGCUUUGGUAGAACUUGGCAUGCCCGAUGAAUGUCCACAACUCAUAACAUUGGAUCUUAAUGGAUGUGAGGAUUUGUUAGAACUUCACAUGCCGCUUGAAUGUCCACAACUUGAAACAUUGAAUCUUGAGGGAUGUAGGGCUUUUCGAAAACUUGACAUGCCCGGUGAAUGUCCACGGCUCAUCACAUUGGAUCUUAAUGGAUGUGAGGACUUGUUAGAACUUCAAAUGCCACGUGAAUGUCCACAGCUCAAAACAUUGAAUCUUGAUGGAUGUAUGGGUUUUCGAAAACUUGGCAUGCCCGGUAAAUGUCCUCGGCUCAUCACAUUGAAUCUUAAUGGAUGUGAGGAUUUGUUAGAACUUCACAUGCCGCGUGAAUGUCCACAACUUGAAACUUUGAAUCUUGAGGGAUGUAGGGCUUUUCGAAAACUUGACAUGCCCAGUGAAUUUCCACGGCUCAUCACAUUGAAUCUUAAUGGAUGUGAGGAUUUGUUAGAACUUCACAUGCCCCUUAUAUGUCCCCAACUUGAAACAUUUAAUCUUGAGGGAUGUAGGGGUUUAGUAAAACUUGACAUGCCCGGUGAAUGUCCACGGCUCAUAACAUUGGAUCUUAAUGGAUGUGAGGAUUUGUUAGAACUUCACAUGCCCCGUGAAUGUCCACAGCUCAAAACAUUGAAUCUUGAGGGAUGUAGGGGUUUGGUAAAACUUGACAUGCCCAGUGAAUCUCCACAACUCAAAACAUUGAAUCUUAAGGGAUGUAGGGGUUCUGUAAAACGUUUUGCUACAUAUAGCCGUGAAUAA
Messenger RNA from Cynara cardunculus var. scolymus (artichoke), 2520 nucleotides. RefSeq names its product TMV resistance protein N-like. Bases 1 to 2520 code for a protein of 839 amino acids. The record is from RefSeq and is a predicted model, not a curated record. Gene Ontology annotation, biological process: defense response; signal transduction. Gene Ontology annotation, molecular function: ADP binding. The transcript has 2 exons. Lineage: Eukaryota; Viridiplantae; Streptophyta; Magnoliopsida; Asterales; Asteraceae.